This is a messenger RNA of Cylas formicarius (sweet potato weevil), 1606 nucleotides long. Its product is annotated as facilitated trehalose transporter Tret1-like. NCBI's taxonomy places the organism in Eukaryota, Metazoa, Arthropoda, Insecta, Coleoptera, Brentidae. The transcript has 2 exons. Gene Ontology annotation, cellular component: membrane. The coding region runs from base 27 to 1346 and encodes 439 amino acids. The record is from RefSeq and is a predicted model, not a curated record. Gene Ontology annotation, biological process: transmembrane transport. Gene Ontology annotation, molecular function: transmembrane transporter activity.
GUGCCUAACAGUGUUUCGUGCAGAGAAUGUUUCGAGGUGCUGCUUUGAGUAUAGUGACAGGUAGCCUGGUAGUUCUCAGCGCGUGUACCGGUCUUUCGUCAUGGGAUCUGUCGGACUACAAGAAGCUGAAUGCGACUUAUAGCCAAUUACACGCCAAUAUCGGAGAAUUUUCCUGGAUCGUAAACUUGUCGGUCGGGCUGGUACUGGGCGCGGUACUGGCUGGAUUUACGGUAAACCGCGUGGGAAGAAAACGGAGCCUGUUAUUCCUCGCUCUUCCCCUAUCCUGCUCCUACUUGACGACGAUAUUUGCGACCAAUGUCAUACCUCUGUGCAUGUCGGCUUUCGUGGCAUCUACCGUUGUGGGAGGAUCAUUUACGAUUCUGGUGAUAUACAUCGGGGAGUUGUGCCCGGAGGAUUACCGCCACGUGGCGCUUAGCUUCCUCAACGUGCUAAUAACUUUGGGGACAUUCGUUUACCAUGUACUGAUCCCGCACCUCAGUUACAGUCACCUAAACAUUGCGCUGCUCUGCCUGGAAAUAGUAACUGGCGUCACAUUUCUGAUCGUCGGAUCCGAAUCACCAUACUACCACGUGACUAAACGUCAGUUUAACUCUGCCAGGGUAACGUUGCGAUACCUCCGCGACGAUGAUGAUGUCGACGGAGAGCUCGACGACAUCAAGAAUAUCGUCCACGUCAAACGCAUCGACAAUGUGUGGAAAGAAAUAAAAUCGAAAGAAGUUAAAAGUUCCAAUUUCGUAGUCUCCAAUCUCUUGCUGUUCCAGCAGUUCUCCGGAGUGUACGCUGUGUUGUUUUACACGCAAACGGUUCUCCAGAAUGCCACAUCGCCGGAACUGUCGGCGAUAAUCGUCAGCGCGAUACAUCUACUGUCAAGUUUGGCGAUUCCUGCUGUCGUCGCCAGCUACAGAAGGAAAUUGCUCCUGAUUGUGUCCGCCCUCGCCAUGAGUUUAUCUCAGGCGAGUUUAGGGGUGUACGCCUAUUUAAACGAGCACAAUCUGGAAGUAUCGCGUGUUGCGUUUCUCCCAUUGCUCUCGCUGAUCGUAUAUUCGUUAGCAUUUAAUGUCGGGUUCGGUCCAGUGCCUUGGAUAAUGCUUUCGGAAGUCUUUCCGUACAAUGUGAAACACGGUUUCGUCGCAUUGAACGUAGGUUGUGCGUGGAUGAACAAAUUUAUGUCAAUUAACGUGUAUUUGAAGCUGUCGAGGUCCAUCGGCUUCAGCUGGUACUUCUUUUUGUUCGGCACGUUGAACCUGGUCGCGGGAAUUUUUGCCAAGUUCGUCGUUAAAGAAGGUCAAGUUAACCAGGCGUCGCAGAAGCAUGACGAUUUAUGACUGGAAAAUAACAAAUUUGGGGUUGUGUUUGGUUUCAUGUAUGAUAAGAGUAAAAAGGUGGUAACGUUAAAAAUUUUAACGGGUUCAAAAUAGCGAAUUGAUAUUGAUUUGGUUAUUUCCGGGUUGACGGAAACAACCUAAAAUUUUGAAAUUAAAAUUACAAUCUCUAUAUUUUUUUGUUGUAUUUUUGGGCUUCGGAUGUUAUUCUUCGCAUAAUAGGGGAGGCCCAUCAUUGUAUUUGUUAUUUCCUGAAUGGAGUA